Messenger RNA from Brugia malayi, 1173 nucleotides. RefSeq lists its product as uncharacterized. Gene Ontology annotation, molecular function: protein serine/threonine kinase activity; ATP binding; tau-protein kinase activity. The record is from RefSeq and is a predicted model, not a curated record. The coding region runs from base 1 to 1173 and encodes 390 amino acids. The transcript is spliced from 8 exons. Lineage: Eukaryota; Metazoa; Nematoda; Chromadorea; Rhabditida; Onchocercidae. Gene Ontology annotation, cellular component: cytoplasm. Gene Ontology annotation, biological process: protein phosphorylation; microtubule cytoskeleton organization; intracellular signal transduction.
AUGAAAAAAACAUAUCAAUCAAUGCUUGAUAAACUUGCUAAUGAUCCCACAAUCCAAAAGGAAAUAGCACUUGGCCAGCGUAUUGGUUUUUAUAAUAUUUGUGAAGAAAUUGGCUCAGGAAAUUUUUCGAAAGUUAAUCUUGGCAUACAUUCCUUAACAAAUGAAAAAGUUGCAAUGAAAAUUAUGGAUAAAUCUGCGAUGAAUGAAAAGGCGAAAAAAUUAUUAGCAAAUGAGAUAAAAACAAUGGAACAACUUCAUCAUCCAAAUAUCAUUCGUCUUUUUGAAUGUGUGGAAGCAACACCACGAAUAUAUCUCAUAAUGGAAUAUGCCGGUCAUGGUGAACUUUAUUCCUAUAUUCAUCAUCGAGGAAAACUACCUGAAAAUGAUUGUAAGCUAAUAUUUGCUCAAAUUAUUUCCGCUAUUUCAUAUAUGCAUUCCAAAAAUAUCAUUCACCGUGAUAUAAAAGCAGAAAAUGUAUUGUUAUCGAAGCCCGAUUUGAUAAAAUUAGCCGAUUUUGGUUUUGCCUGUCAGGUGAAUCCAGGUGAUAUGCUAACAACAUUUUGUGGCUCACCGGCAUAUGCUGCACCUGAGCUUUUCAAAAAUAGCAAAUAUUAUGGACGAAGUGUUGAUAUUUGGGCAAUUGGUGUAUUACUAUAUUUUAUGCUUGUUGGCAAUACACCAUUUCGUGGUGAAACAUUUCAUAAUUUAAAACUGUGUAUAUUACGUGGUACCUAUGCGUUACCCAAUUACUUAAGUGUAGCAGCUCAACGUGUAAUUAGCCAAAUGCUUGUUAUUGAUCCAGUGAAACGGACUACCAUUGAUGAUAUAAAGAAUUGUAAUUUCCUAAAGGAAUGUAAAUUUACCAAACCAUACAUACAGUUUAAUAUGAUAAUGGAUGAAAAUGAAGUAUUAGAAGCAAAGAAUCCAUUAAUGGUUCAAGUACGAAAUAAACUACAAUUUUAUGGCAUUAAUGAUACAAUUAUUCAUGAGAAUUUAACAAAAGGAAUUGAUAAUUCUGUUAUCGGAAUAUAUCGUAUUGUAGUUCAUCAAGUACAACAAGAUUUUAAUUAUAAACAACAACAAAAUCAAAUUCGAUACGAUCGUGUGAUGAUAAGACGAGGGAAAUCAUUAUCAGUACUAAAUAUGGAAAGUAAAACUUGCUCAAUCCUAUAA